AGAGUCGGAUCGUCGUGCAGUUCACGCGUGUUUCUGUCAUUUGGCUCUUUCUCAGCCUUUGACUCUAUUUUUGUGGUGUUUAACGGUAGAUGGAUUUUUGCCUUUCGGCCCCCAAAACAGUGUGGUUUCACAGAGAGGAUUUAGCAGAAAACCCCCAAAAAAAUAAAAGAAAAACUGUUGAAUAUCAACGUUCAGGACACAUCAAUUGAUUGGAGAAGCAAAGUGUGUUGUGUGAAGAUUGCGCGCAAGUCUCUUCAGGACUCUCUUGGGAUACACAACAUCUUGGACAUGUUACAAUCGGACAUGUUAAAACUCAAACAUCGACUGUGCCGGUUGGCAAAGUGAUCAGUGUGAGAGAGAGAGACUAUAUCAAUCGUGCAGAUAUUAAGACAAGAGUGUAGCAAUUGCUCAAGAUGCCGAAAAUAUUCUUGAUCAAGAACCGCCUGCAUCAGCAGCAGCUGCGACUGCUGGAGGCGCAGAACCUCCUCGCCGCCAAAGAUGAGGAUCGUCUUGGAGGCCUGGCCAGCGCCCACGGAUCGGACUCCAGCGGCGGAGGCUGCGAUGAGCCACUCUCGCUGGUGGCCAAGAAAAAGGAUAACACAAAUUCCGCCGAAGUGGCUGCGUGUCGGAUUGGAAUGCAUCCCUCAUCGACACGUCCACAUUCGCAAUCACGAGAUUUCUGCGAAUUACAGAUUCGUCAUGUUGAAGAUCAGACAGCAAUUUGCCUGCGCCUGCCAGUAGUGUCAUCAAUUCACUCCAUCCGGGAAGAGCCUUCUCCUUCAACAACGCCACUAUCACUCGAGUCACCGCUGAGAGAGCGGAGAUCUCGAUCUAUCUCUCGGUCGAUAUCUGGGCUGCUCACUGCUACUCUCACGGCUGCUGUCACGGCUGCUGACGCUGGAUCGGCGGCUGCUGUCCGGACUGCUGCGAUGCCUGCUCCUCUCCCGGCGGCCUGGCGAGCGGCUUCUCCCUGCAGUUCAAAGGAAUUUCUAGAAAAGAGUGACAGGAAAAAUUUCCCGGACAAAAAUAUCAUUAAUUCCACACUCUUUGCGCAGACUUCUCUUGUGUUUGCAGUGCGCGACAUAUUUGCCGAGGAGAAUCGCCUCUCGCCAAGUCCACCUGCUCCCGAGACAGCGGCACAGCGUGGCCCAGGGCAGAGCAGUGAAAAGGCGCCGGAUCGACCUGUUCCACCCGUGAGGCGCUUCAUAUCGUCCAUCCUGGGCGGCGACAUUCCAUACGGCAGCCGGAGUCACGUGCUCACGCACGCCGAGCGCAAGGAGUACCCGAAACCGGGCCUUCCGCCGCGCAAGGACACGAAGAAGGAAGCCAAAUCGUUGGUGGUGGAGGAGAAGCCGCUCGUUCCCGAGGAGAAGCUCAUCAAUCUCUCCACCACGGCCAGCAAGGUGAGCGCGUCCAGUGAUAGCAAACCCAGUCCAGCGCCCCCGGAGGCGGCGGUGCGAUGUUCUGUGAUACAGCGCACACCAUCCACUAAGCCACAGUCCAGCCUGGUGCGGCCCAGUGGCAAGUGUCCGGCGGAGCGCAAGGAGGACGAUCCCACGGACGUGAAGGUGCCCCUGUCCAUGCUCGGCGCUCACUUGGAGCCAGAGCAGGAGCACCCCAUCGACUACCACAUCCCCAAACAGCGCUCGGACGAGUUCGACGAGCGCGAGGCGGAAAUGAAGUCGCGCGAGGCCAGGCGCAGCAGCGGAAUCGUGGUGCGACCCUUCCUCUCGAUGCGCGUCUUCCAUCGCGUCGGCGGCCUGGGCAAGAUCAAUGGCAUCAUGUCUGCGGCCGCGGGUCACGGCAGGUCAGUGAAUAGCGGCAACGGAAGCCAGAGCGGACAGAGUUCUGGCGGCGGCGGAGGCUCCAUCAACUUUGGCGGCUCCUCCGGAGGCAGUGGCGGCGCCAGCGGCGGAGGGAAUGGCGUGAGCGGCGGCGGAGGAGUGAGCGGAGGCGGCGGAGGCGCAGGAGGAGGAAUGGGCGGCGGCAGAGAUGGACGGUCAAAUUACGGCCCCAACAGCCCGCCGACGGGCUCUCUGCCGCCGUUCUACGAGAGCCUCAAGGGCGGCCAGAGCGGCCUGAACGCAUACAAUGCGGCCAACGGCGGCUUCAUCGGGCCCAACGGCUACCUCAUGAGCAACAACAUGGGCAUGGAGUGCGACGGGAGCGCCGAGCUGACAAACCUGGGCGGCUACUCGGACACAACGACGCACGGCGGGAAGCAGUACUCGAUGCUGCAGAACGCCGCGUACGGAAUUCACCUGAAGGACGAACAGGAUUUGGACUACGACACGAAGAUGGAUCAAUUGUCGCUGAACGGCAAUCUGAUGCCAAACUCCUAUUCCGGCUACGACGUCAACGACUCGAUGAUGGUGGAUUUGUCCGGGAAUGUGGUGGAUCCGCUUCAGUUCACUGCCACGCUGACGUUCUCGUCGCCGGCUGAGCACGCCCUCCUGGACAGCCUCACAGACGCCGUGGACUUGUCCUCGUUUCUGCAGCGCCUGCCCAGUGACGACCAGCCCAGCCCGGGCAAUGAACUGGAGCUCUCCUCCACGCCCUCCCUCACGCCCGACUCCGUCUCCAUCACGCCCGUGGACUCGUGCCUUGAGCCGUUCCCCGAGAACUUCAUCAUGGGCCGCGGUGGCGGCGGCGGCGGCAUGUACGACCGCAACUUCGGCGUGAUGUCCAACGGCAAGGGCGUGUACCACCAGCAGCCCGAGAGCAACCCACCGCCAGGCUACCAGCAGCAGUCGCAGCGCGACGUGCACCAGAUGCUGCCGCACGCCGACCACCAGUCACACCCAGUGCAAUUGAACUUCCCGUCGCAGCCCAGCCUGGACCUGGACUCGCAGAGCAAUCUGUCGCUGCCGUCGCCGGCCAGCGGCGUGACCUCACUGGACGGCGCCACGAGCUCGCCGCCGGACACGAAGCCCAUCAUCCAGUCCCUGGGACUGCCGGCGGAGGUGCAAUUGGAGUUUGUGAAUGGCGGCCACGGGAUCAAGAAUCCGCUGGCCAUUGAGAAUACUCACGGCCAUCGGCUGCGCGACGAGGAGAAGACCAAGCACAGCAGCCCGACGGCGUGCGCCGUGUCGGAGGAUGAUCCCAACAAGUUCGUGUGUCGCAUCUGCUCGAAGACGUUCACGCUGCAGAGGCUCCUCAAUCGCCACAUGAAGUGCCACUCGGACAUCAAGAGGUACCUGUGCACGUUCUGCGGCAAGGGCUUCAACGACACCUUCGACCUGAAGCGCCACACGCGCACGCACACCGGCGUGCGACCCUACAAGUGCAAUCUCUGCGAGAAGUCCUUCACGCAGCGCUGCUCCCUCGAGUCGCACUGUCUCAAGGUGCACGGCGUGCAGCACCAGUAUGCGUACAAGGAGAGGCGCACAAAGAUGUACGUGUGCGAGGAAUGUGGUCAUACAACCAGUGAACCCGAAGUUCAUUAUCUCCACCUGAAGGAUAAUCACCCAUACUCACCGGCGCUCCUCAAGUUCUACGACAAGCGCCACUUCAAGUUCACGAAUUCGCAGUUCGCCAACAAUCUGCUGGGACAACUCCCGAUGCCAGUGCACAACUGAAGAGUGGGCAGAAGCUCCUCGCCAGCGAAAUUGAAUUUCCCACCCCCCGGAUUUCCCACUUCUCAUCGGCGGCUUUCCAAUUUUUUUUUGAUUUUGAUUUGAAGUUUCCUCGACGCAUUGAAGUACUUUUUUCCUCCUCAUCCUGUGAAAUAUUGAAUUUCUCAUUUUCCCCCCCAUUUUUUUUUUCAUUUCUCUUACACUAUUUUUUAAAACAGUGUAAAAAAUCACAAACACAUAUUUGUUACAACUGCUCAAGUCUGAUUUACUUUAUAGUUGUAUUUUUUUUCUCUCAAAAUGAAUUAAAAAAAAAAGAAGAUUAAUCUCAGUAAGGAAUCUGUUUAUAAGUGAAUUCAUUCCCUUAAAGUCUCUCAGACAGAAGAAAACAAGGAAAAGUUUAGAGCAAAAGCGGAUAAAAGAUGAAUAAUAGACUGUCGAAGCUGUUGCCAAUGAAAGAUUCUCGCGGUUAAAAUGAUCUUAUGACCUGUAGAGAAAGUGUUCUUCUGCAGACGCAUUAAGACCAUUUUGACAAUCAUUGCACGGCUAAUGCAAUAUUUUUUUUUAAUAUUUACUCUCUAGAUUGUAAUUGUGACUAAAAGGAAUUUUCUUUUCUCAACUCUCUUUGUCUCUUAAACUCUGAAAAUCUCUGCAGCUUUAUUGCGGAACGCGCGCGCGCGCCUUUCUUUCCUGUCGUUUGUCAUGUUUUUCUUUUUUUCUUCAAAAGACUUUAACAAUUCUCAAAAAUGUAGUUGUCGAAAUUUGUGAAGAAAAACAGCUGCAAAGGAAGGAUAAAUAAUAUUAGAUAAAAGAAAAGCACCAUUCAAUUUUCUCAAAUGAUUUUUUUUUUUACUUUUCUCAAAUGACUGCAAAAGUUGAUGGUUGAAUUGAUGAAUGGAAAAGAGUUGUUGGAUUGAAAAACAGGAAGAAGAAAAACUCUGAAAAGCCUUUUUUUCACACACACAAUUCGCCAUCAGCUGUGAAACUAAAAACAAAGUAUCGGGUUUUUUGUGCAAUUUUGGUGAUGGAAACUGGGUUUAAAUAUUAAUUUUAUUACUUGAUAUUUUAUCAAUAUGAUUAAAGAAGAAAUAAAGAAAAGAGAUGAGAAAACUUUAAAGUGUAGGAAUUUAGAUUUAAUAAGAGUAAAAACGAAAAAUCAAGCAUUAUAAUGAUUUAUUAUAACUGAAGAACAGCAUUUUCUCUAUUUUAUUUUUUUUUUUUUGUAAAUCUAAAAAUACAUGAAAAUUAAUAUGAUCGAAUUCCUCGAAAUCGAAAACACCUUUUUGGAGUGAAAGAAAAAAAAAAAGAUAUAUUUUUUUUAUUGAAAAUUAAGCGGGAAGAGAAAAAACGUUGAAAUAGGGAAGAAAAAACUCAAAGUGAAUAUGAAAAAUCAUGCUUUUAUGUACCUUUAUCUAGCUUUUAAUGAAGAAAAAUAUUGUUGUAAUAUGUAAUAAAUAAAACUUAAAAGAGUAAACGAUUCUUUCUCUCAAUAAACACAAAAAAAAUAUCGUAGCUAAUAUUUAAUGAAAAUAACAUAGAAAGAGAAAAACGAUGGAUAUUUAAAAAGAGAACAAAAAGUGUAUGAAAAAUUAAGGAAUCAUCAAAAUACUUUUAGUGACAUUCUUCAUCAUGAAAGUCCAUUGAAAAA
Messenger RNA from Phlebotomus argentipes, 5220 nucleotides. It is a transcript of the gene ovo, whose product is annotated as transcriptional regulator ovo. Gene Ontology annotation, biological process: epidermal cell differentiation; regulation of transcription by RNA polymerase II. The coding region runs from base 414 to 3578 and encodes 1054 amino acids. NCBI's taxonomy places the organism in Eukaryota, Metazoa, Arthropoda, Insecta, Diptera, Psychodidae. Gene Ontology annotation, cellular component: nucleus. The transcript has 9 exons. The record is from RefSeq and is a predicted model, not a curated record. Gene Ontology annotation, molecular function: DNA-binding transcription factor activity, RNA polymerase II-specific; RNA polymerase II cis-regulatory region sequence-specific DNA binding.